UAUAAACUACCUCCCCACCCCCUGGUCCCUGCUGUACUUACCUUUGUGGGUGAUGAGCUCCUUUGCUCACUCCCUGGGAGUGCGCGGCACCGCGAUUGCUGUACAGGACCUCUGUGUGAGGUCCCUAUUCAUGUGAUCCCUGAUUGGCCAAUCAGUGAUCACAUGAAUAGUAGUAAACAAGAUGUCACUUCCUGCCAUCAUUGCUUACUACUUGUGAAAUCUGUGAAUGAUCACAGAGGUCACAUGGUACAAGGCUAUUCACAACAGCCUUGUACCAUGUGACAAGCUCUGACCAAUCACAGCUCAC
Molecule: messenger RNA, 307 nt
Organism: Staurois parvus
Lineage: Eukaryota; Metazoa; Chordata; Amphibia; Anura; Ranidae
Source: the annotation of a GenBank genome assembly